AUGGCACUGUUAGCUUUGAUGAUCUUGGUUUUAUCGGAAAACAUGGACUGCUUGAUUGUUAAUGUGACAAGGCUGGAGAAGAAUGACAAAUUCACAAAUCCAAAUCGUACAGCUGUGUCAAACUGUAUUGCGGGUGGCCAAUCUUCUUAUUUCGACUCCUGUAAGAAUUUUCGUUCGGUCGACACGAGAGGAAAUUGUUCCAAUUCAAAACCUUGCUGUCAGUGGUGUCAAUGUAAAAGUGAUCACCCAAUUUAUUUGUUUCACUUGGGAAAGUGUGUGAAUCUGCAGGAGCUGAACACGGAUAAUUUUGGUCCAGGGUCAAUUGGAUGUGGUGCGCGCCUCGAAGUGAAAGCUGGUGGUGAUGACGAUGAUGAUGAUGAUGAUGAUGAUGACGAUAGAAAAAACGAUAGAGGUAAAGACGUUUGCAAAGCCAGCUCCUGGGUUCCACCUCUUAUCAACUUUCAAACUAAAUCAUGUGUUAAGAUAAAAUUCUGCCGAGCAAAACCUAAAGAUACCGAGUCUUGUGAUGUCCAAGCCGCUCGCUAUGUUGGUGAUGGUCAAUGGACGAACUUUACCGACUUUCAGCGAAGGUUUUGGACCAAGAAAAACAAGAAAGAUAUCUACCUAGAGUGGAACAAAUCAUCGGUAACGAAUUUCACAGGGAAUCUUGUUGUCAUCAACGUAAAGUGUAAACAGAAAGGCAAAGGAAAAGAUUUUGCUUCCUGCUUCAUUUUCAAGACAGCUGGGACAUUUACAGCCACAGAAAAAUGUACCGAACCAUUCACGACAAAACCAGCGACAGCAAAACAAAUGACAACAAAAAACACCUCAACAAAAUUAUCAACAGCAGAAACUGCCACAUCAAAAGAAACUCUACCACCAACAACACAAGCAGAGGUAACAACAAGAAAAGGAACAACAGCAAAAUCAACUGCAGAGAUCCAAUCCACAAAAGAACACAGCACAGGAACGACCCCCAUCAGCCAGACCGAGUUGUCGACGAAAUCAUCCGAGACUCCGCCGACUUCCUCAAGCGACACAGAUACCACACCUAAAAAGACUCCUACUGUUAUCUCCAUGACAACGACAGAAAGAAGCAGUCCUGGUAAAGACAAGAUAAUAAACAAGUCAACUGACGUAAACAGUAGCAGCAGAAGAAUAGUUAUAGUUGUAUCUGUGUUAUGUUCACUUGUGGUAGUCGUCGCCAUGUUUUUCUUAUCAGCUUGGCUUUGGAGAAAACGGCAAACGGCUACAGAGUAUCUUACAUUUAUUCAUAUCAUUGUCACCAUUAUAGUCGAUAAACCAGAAGAUCACGUCCACAACACACAUGAGAAUGCCUAUCAACUACUAAAGUAUGACGGGAAAUCAAAAGAUCAGGCUCAAUGGGAACAACCGGCCUAUGAGGGCCUCGUCAAGGGUUCACCUGCGAAAGACUGGGGAGAGGGAGAAGUUUAUACCAAUCCUACAGUGUAUCAACAACUUGACAAGUCUAAUAUCACCACUGAAAAUGAUUAUUUAGCGGCUUAUCAUCCUCUUAUGAAACAGCUCCAGUCCAAGUCUGAGCAAGUCGCCGAAUAUGACCAAGGGUACCUGGUACUGGUUGGAGAGCAUAGCAAAAGAGAAGAGACCGCUGAUCAAGAGGACCCGUAUUACUACAAAGUUGAAAGUAACAUGCCUCAGUAAUCAACCGUCUGUUUUGUGACGUUGGAGUAGAAAUGUUGUAAUUUUCGGUAAAAUGAUGAGAGAUGAAUUCAUUCUUCAUGGCUUCAAGUCAAGAGAACGAAAACGAUCUGUAAAAGUUCAUGUGAUACUACGAAUUGAUUAGGAUAUGAUUGCUUAUUGUAA
Molecule: messenger RNA, 1845 nt
Organism: Pocillopora verrucosa
Lineage: Eukaryota; Metazoa; Cnidaria; Anthozoa; Scleractinia; Pocilloporidae
Source: RefSeq, a predicted model, not a curated record